Messenger RNA from Monascus purpureus, 4575 nucleotides. The record is from the annotation of a GenBank genome assembly. Lineage: Eukaryota; Fungi; Ascomycota; Eurotiomycetes; Eurotiales; Aspergillaceae.
CUCUCUUCGGUUCGACUUUAGAAAUAUUUCAUGAUCUCUGACCGCUGGAUACUUCUGGUCAUGUUGAUGAUGCGUCGCCCUUGAGGGCUCACCUUGUACCGACGCGUCGACGCCUUCAAUUUCUACGGCCCUGUCAAAGACAUUUGUCCAAGGGCAAUCGCCUCACCUCUCAUCAAUCGGGUGUAAAUCGCCAGCGCAUCGUUUCCAUGGCGCGGCAGCGGUCUCAUGCUCAAUACAAUGUGCCCUACAACCCCCAGAACUGGGGUCCCGCUGGCAGUCUGCCGAAUAAUGAAAUGCUUCGGGUUGCUCCCCUUCCGUUAAAUGGGCCUCACUCAGGUCUGUUGCUACCGUCUUCCUUGGGUUUAGGUGACGUCUCUUCUCUUUUGUUUUUGAUUUUGGAGUAAAGACGCCUUGACAGAAUACUAUUCAGAGCGUGAAAUACUGUCCCCGGGGGGGUUAACAUGACUACUAUUAUAGAUCGAUGCUCUUCGCCACCUCCGCCAUAUUCACCUCCUGAUUGCAGUCGACCGUCAAGUAAUGAUCCUGAGCGAGCUGUCUCAACCGAGCCUUCGACAGUGGCGACGCUAUUGCACGUUGAUCCAAACACCACCUCGGUGGGAGCCUCUUCUGGAUAUCAACGUUCCGCGCCCCAUUCACGGCCUUUCUCCAUGGUCCAGUUACCUCGUCCAAGCACUGGUGGACGGGUGCCUCUUCCGCCCCCUCCCCCGCCGCCGCAAGCGUCAGGCUCUAGGGUAUCGUCCUACAACUAUACAGAUACUUCCCUAGAUAAAUAUCACGAUCCUUCUGCAAUCAGCGGUUCCCCUAGUCCCUACAUUACAGUCUCGCGAAAUGACGGUAGCCUGCAAAAUGCGUCACCUGGCAACCCUGGGCAGCACGUCGAGUCUCCUUGGGAUCAUAAUCCCCUACGCCCCCCAGCAGCCAGGCGUGCUGCGUCUGCGGGGCCGGUAGUUAGUGGUACAAGCUCUUCAAGGAGUUCAUGCCAGUCAUGGAGAGGCUCCCCCCCGUUAGGUGGCUGGGCUCCAGGAAUGCCUCUCCCUCCACCUCCUCCAGGCCCCCCGCCUAAUGUCAGGUCAAGAAGCGUAGGUGUGCCACACGAUACUUCAUUUGGUCAACACCCGCAAGCCCAGACCAUACGGAGCCGGCGGCCUCCAGCGCUGGGUACAGACUUGGGCAGCAUCCCACCAACACCAGCUGGCUGGGUAGAUGAAGAAAGUGUGGAGGCUUCACAUAAGCAAGGUAAACAGCCUUCGUACGAGAACAUAGCAAUGGCAUCGUCCAAUGGUGCAAGUGCUCCAGACGGCCACGACCCCUCUUCCACGUCUCAUGGACUCUUAGGCGGACGCCUCCUUCGCUCCCCAGCGUUAAGAGACCCUAGUGCAAAGGGAAUCCGCGAAAGAAGGAUUGAACGCAGGAACAGACAAAGUCAAUCCUCUGCGGACUUCAAUGCUGCUUCUCCUAACAGCAAUCUCUGGGAUCACACUUCGAAGCCGGUAACGCCCUCAGAUCUAGACCUUUCUGGCUCAAGUAUAAGCCCGGACACCUCCCGCCACCUAACAUCGACAAGGGUCACUCCACAUAGUGGCAAUAGCGUCGGCUCUGACAUGCAGCAAGCUUCAAGAUCUAGGCCUUCUUCAACUAGCCUUUUUUCAACCCGGUCCCCUCAUUCUACUCCACGGCCUGUCACCAGUCCCGUCAGGAUUGGUUUAAAAUAUACCCAAACACCUCCUUUUUCACCUCACGGAAAGCAAUCACCUCCAUCCUUUCCCAAAGACAUAGCCAAGACGCUUCUUGGUAAGACCCUACCAACGCCUCCGCCGAAUUCAACUCAGGGAUCGAGAUCGGCUUCCCGCUUUUCUACAGGAGAGGACCUCCAAACACCCCAUAUGAAUAACAUGCCCGAUGGUGUCGCCUCCAUGGACUCUGUGCUCUCACAGUCUGACACCUCCACACGGCAAGCGUCCUCUUUGAACUCGCAUGCAAGUCAAGAUGCCGAGUUCAUGCAAAAUGCAGAGAAGAGACACAGGGCGUUUAUAGAGAAGGAGUUGGCUGCGGCAAAUGAGUCCGAGGCUUUGAAGAUCUUCUCAGAAUUCAUUAUAACUGAGUCCCAGAUCAGACGCGAACGGUAUGCCAAGAUCUGGGAUCGCUCCUCUCUGGAUUUGGAUGAAAUACGCCGUCAGCUAUUUGAAUUACCAGAGGACUCGAGCCUAGAACCCGAAGCCAGCCAGAUAACCCCGGUACCGAUGACAUAUCCGUCUUCUCAGAAUGAGGCAUCUCAAUCGCAUGUCGAAUCUUCCUGGACCAAUAACUAUAGGCCUUCCUUAUCCCCCAUAGCAAGUCUCAAUACGAGCAACGACGAGAUGAGCUCUAGAGGCCGUGCACCUAGCCGUUGGUGGGAAUCCACCACUAGUUCAAGUAGCAUCGGCCAAGGUCGGAAAGUUCAGCGAUCAAAACGCGAGUUAAAAUACAUGGGGCUGCCCCGUGAACAACAUCAGGCCAUGCAAUGGGCCAAUGUUCCCAAGACAGAGGAAGAGGAUGCCCCCCCGAGUUUCAGCGGUCAGUCAAUUUCAUGUGGACCGGAUCAAUAUCCGCCUGAGAAGGUCGGUUUGCAUGAGGAGCCAGCCUGCCAGAUAUCGAACGCUCAGAGUCUCCUUCGGCGAGGUGAGACAACUGAAAAAUUGGAUAUAUCUAGGUUCAUCACCCUUCCGCCGCCUUACCCACGUCAUCAUCCUGCUGUCAACAAUAGCCACCCGGACCUUGUUACAUACCGCAAUACCGUCAGGUUUAUUGGUGAUCUCUCCGAGAUCAAAGCUACUAAGCAGAAAUACCAGUCGCAUGUAGAAAGGCUACACGAAGAGCAUCAAAGAAGGACUAAAGAAGGCCGUCGGCAGUUCAGGUCCAACCUUCAGAGCCAGAUCCAGCAAGGCAGUAUUACAUUCGCCGAGGCUGCGGAAGCAGAAGCUGCAAUUGCGAUCGAGGAAGGUAAGCUCGAGGUCGAACUGGCUCAUCAGGAACUGGAUGCUCAUCAAGACUUGGUGCUGAAGCCCAUGCACGCUGUUCUUGUUGACCGCAUUACCAAGGCCACGAGCUGCAUCGACGAAUUGAGCAGCAAACUAUUUGAUGAUGCACAACACGGAACACCUGAUCAGACACAGGAGGAAGGGGAUGAGAAGCCUGAGCUCCUGGAGAAACUCACACAGCUGAAGUGGUUAUUCGAGGUACGCGAACAGCUGUACCGUGAAAUCUACAAUCUCAUGAGUGACCGUAACGAGAAAUAUCGAAAGGUGGUAUCACUCCCUUACUUACAAAAACGGGACGAAGAGAAAAUGCGCGAGACAGACUCGUUCUUUGUCCAGGAUGCCCUGAAUCGCCGCGCGAAGUACGAGUCGCAGGCACUAUCUCGUCUAGAGUCCUUCCUGGAUGUGAUUGAAGGAAACGUUGUUCGGGGCGUGGAGGUACAGCUCUCUGCCUUCUGGGACAUUGCCCCGGGCCUUCUCGCCUUGAUACAGCAGAUUCCGGACGACCUCCGAGGCUUUCAAGUUCAAAUACCUACGAACGAGUAUGAAGAGAACCCCAGCUACCAUUCACACCCGUUACAAUAUCUUCACUCGUUGCUGUCCCAUGCAGAGACAUCCAGCUACCAAUAUAUCGAGUCUCAGAUCAACCUCCUCUGCCUCCUUCACGAGGUCAGGUCUGCCGUUAUGAGGGCUGACUCCAAUUUGAGGGAGACAGAGCGAAUCCGGCAGGGUAUCCCGGAGGAUAUUGCGCACCAGGAGAUGCAAAACUCGCGCGCUGAAGAAGAGAGGCUGUUGACGGCUGACCUUAAGGAUAGAGUUGCGACGGUAGAGGGGCAAUGGAACGAUGCUCUAGGCAGUCAGAUACGAGCAUUACAGACACGGAUCAAGGCACAGCUUAUUGCCGAAGAUGGUUGGGAUGACAUGGAGCAUUUGGACCACGCAUGAAAAUGGCCUUUUGGAGACAGAUUUCCUUUUUUUGGGGGGGGUUCUCUUUGCCGCUGUCUCAGAGCCUAUGAUACCCAUAUUCGUUCGCUACUGAUACGAAAUACAAAGUUCUUGGAAGCCGAUGGAACAUGCUCGUCCAUCGACUAUGAACGAUGUUAUUAUUGUCGUCUGGGUGAUUCUAUGGUCACGUGACCACACUGGCUUCUAGAGCUUUCCUUUCUGCGAGCAGACUCUAUUUCUAUUUCUCCCACCAGUCCCUCAGCUUAAAGAACAGCACUUCCCCUUCCCCUGCUGCUGCUGCGAGAUUUAUUAGCCAGUAUCUGCAUAUCUUCUAUCCUCUUUGCAAAUCAGGAUAAGAUCUGAAAAUUGUGAGUGUUCCCUUCUAGUCCCGUCCUACGCAGAGACGCAUAUUCUUUUCCAUCCGUCCCCGUCCAUUAUGAUGAAAUAUCCACAGCUGGCACCAGUCUGAAAGAGAUCUUUGCAUCUCCAAUGCUGAGUAGCUUUUGUCCGGGAAACGCUACCCGUGAACCUGAAUUUUCUUUGCAGUCCAUUAGCAUUUUCUCUUCGUCAAGUUUUUUUUUUUUUUUUUUUUUUU